This is a messenger RNA of Periconia digitata, 3804 nucleotides long. Lineage: Eukaryota; Fungi; Ascomycota; Dothideomycetes; Pleosporales; Periconiaceae. The record is from the annotation of a GenBank genome assembly.
UCUCACCUUCACGAUACAAUGGAUCUCACCAUCUCCAAGGACCAUACCCGAGGUAAGGAGGAGGUUGAAAAGAGUAUCUUGCAAUUCGGCGUUCCGGUUAGCCUUGGCCCCAGCUCGAACUCUAUGGUUUUCAAAGAACCUUGGGAAUAUGCAGCUCCAAACCCGCCGACGUGGAGAGACCCAUAUGCACAGAAUCCCGCCGGGUACACGCAACCCGCGAAUCCGCAAACUGGCCAAGCCAUAGAAGAUCGGCCUUGGGUUGAUCCAACGGCCCGGAUAGGACCAUUGAAUGGGUGGACACCACAACCUCUAGCUACCCCUCCUAUACAUUCUCCGGCACUCCCUCCCGGUUGGAUUUCACAAUUGGAUCGCAACCGUGGACAAUACUACUAUAUCCAUCUCCCGACACAGUCCACGCAAUGGGAGUUUCCCAAGGCUGCUACGCAGCUUUUCAGAGACAAGUCACCUGACUCAAGUCUUGACAAGGAUGGUUUCCGGUCUGAAAAUAGCAACGACCAGCAAUAUCAACUGCAGUCAGGGGACCAGCUUUCCACUGAAUCCAAAACACAAGCUCGGCUGCAAGUACCGAGCGAACUUUCGCACAAUCUCAAAACUGUCCGGCAAUCUUUAUCUAUGCAACAUCCAUCUAGACUGCAUACACCAUCAAUUUCACCGCAGUCUCCUAAUCCUUCUACAUUUCGUUCUCCAUCCCGUGUGUCAACUUCACAUACACCACAGAUUCGUGGGCAGCAGCAAGUUUUAGCACACACGAAAAGCAUCGAUUCGACUCAGGCAAUGGCUUCCACAUCUCAUGAACAAACAAUUCUUGUGGAAAGCCCGCGCAAAUUGCAAAGUCAGGGUAACACUACACAGUCAAUCAGAUUUCCAAGCCACGGGCCACCAUCGCGUCCAUUGGGUCAGGGUCAAACAUCGAGGGCAAAUUUUCCCACAAAGCUGCAUGAGGAGCCAAAAUAUGCAUCAGCACGUCAUGAUAUGGGGCCAUUCUUUCACCGAGGUUCCCUGCGCAAUCACAACCUCGGAAACCGUCACACCGGGAACAACUCUCUCCUUUCUAGUCCAUACAGGGGCACUCCGAUUUCUCCUUUGCUCAAUACUGAAGCAGUUGUGCGCAGCUCUAAACAUUACACUACGGAAGAUGAAAUUGAUUUCACAUAUUUCGAUAGAUUUGAGGACAGUGCUCUCAAAAUCACCGACCCAAAGCAGCUACGCUUAGAGCAAGUCGGGAUAAAAGCACUACGGAUCGGGCCAGCUCAACAGCCGGAAACCAACACUUCACAUGGCAUUGAAUUAUCGGUGUUCAAUCGCCCGCCCAGAAAGAGGCUAUCAGAGACAAGUGUUGCGUACGCAGAGGAUUCUCCAGUUGCCAAAAGAAGGCGAACCAAUAAAAUGCAUGAUGAUCAAACAAGCUUAGGUCGAACUAAUUCCUUGACACCAUUUAGCACGCUUGCCGACAUUGAUGGUCUCACAACUGAUACUCAGUCGGGAGAUGUCAACAAGCCGGACUAUGCUAGAUUACGCCCCGAAAAUACUGUAUCGCAUUGGGAGAAAUGCUCAACCGAGCCAGCAACUCGCCUCAAAGGUGAUCCGAUACAGGACAAAAACCCAGUAACGCGUUCUUCACAAUUUAUAACCAUGCCAAGGAAAAAACAAUCGUCGAAAAUGACAUCCAAUACUCAUGAAAUUGAGUCAGUCGAAAUGGAACUCCAACGACAGAUUCAAAAGCAGCGUCUUGAGAUCGAGCGACUAAAGAAUGUGAACGAGGAUCUCACCCGAAGUUCUAAGGAGGAUGCAGGUAAGCACUUGGCCCCUGCUUGGCUUACCAUCCACCGGGUAAAGUAUGGCAAGUCCGAACGAUUCUACGAAGACUGUCCGCAAUGGACCUGGACCGGAGGUCGCUAUCGCAUCGAGGGGAUGCGUCCUAUAUCGAAAGUGAAGAGCUUUGUGGCAAGGCGCAAAGCGGCACCUACUGCUUUUCUCGUACUUCAUUCUUAUGAUCUUUCUGGAAUGGAAGAUUAUGAACCGUCCGAUGAUAACGAAAUCGAGCUCAUAGAGGAAUUUCGGGACAGUACCCACAUCCAGUUUCUAUGUCGCGCGCUCGCGUCUGCCUUUUAUACAGUACUGGAGAACAACGAAAUUCUGAAACGCAACGUUAAUUUUGACGAAAGGCUUGGUUUGGGCGAUGAAACAGAUCUUGAGGAUCAGGAGAACUGCCCUGUAAUCACUAAUAUGGAUGUGGUCUUUUUUCAUUUCCGCCAUUUGUUGGUGACGGCGCCUGACCCUUUGGACGAAUCAGAAGGGCAAGUCUUGAGAUGCUUCUUUGAUUUCCUCAUCACAGAAUUUGGCGAAGCGCAUCAAGCAGCCACCCAGUCGCUUGCCGAAGGAUUCGUCUCAAUGAUAAACCUCAAGUACCUGUUCAAACGAGAAGACAUUGUCGUAUUCAGCGAGGAGGGACGAGUGUGGGGGGCAAAGUUGAAGUCCUUUCCGUACACUGCAAACGACAAAAUGGUCGUUCAUACUGAUUCUUAUCAGUUCGAUGGAAAGUUCAGCCUACGACAUGAGAAGCAAGACCUGCCUCUCCCGCACUCCAUACAAAAAAAGCAGUUGACAGAGAUAAGGUCGCUGCCGUGUUAUCCCCUCUCGUUUGCAAGCAGUGAAAUACAACAAACUCUGAAAAAAAGAGGAUAUAUCUUUUGGCAAUGCCGACACAUGGCGUAUGUCGCCUACAACGGACCCAACAAAGAGCAUGAUACAAUUUAUACAAACACGAGGUUCUUGGUAGAUGUUCGCACAUAUCAGAUGAUGCACGGCAAUAAAACGUUACGAUAUAGUCCGGUUAAUUCGGUCGAUGAGAAGACCAUGUCAGAGAAGGAACCGCGAGCUGAUCUGGUUUAUAUGGUUCCGGAGAAUAUCUUUGGUUUUGACAUACAAGAAAAGAAAUGGGUUAAUAUAAACGUGGAUGGUAUUUCCAGUAUACAACGGAACAAGAACGCUUUCGAAACACUUGCCAUCGAAGAACAAAGCAAGGAGCUCGUGAACGCUCUAGUCAACAACAAGAUCAAUGCGCAAAAAGCCACGGAUAUGGUACUGGGCAAGGGCAAUGGAUUGAUUCUCCUUCUACACGGCGGACCAGGCACUGGAAAGACACUAACAGCGGAAAGCGUGGCCGAGAUAGCUGAGAAACCUCUCUACAGAGUCACGUGUGGUGAUAUUGGAACCGAGCCGCGCCAAGUGGAGGAAUAUCUACAGAAGGUAUUCCAUUUAGGCAAAAUUUGGGACUGUGUUGUGCUGCUUGACGAGGCAGAUGUAUUUCUUGAACAACGCACGCUCGCUGACCUCACCCGCAAUGCUCUGGUUUCAGUGUUUCUUAGAACACUUGAAUACUAUGAUGGGAUUCUCAUUCUCACGAGCAAUCGUUUCGGCACCUUUGAUGAAGCAUUCAAGUCCCGGAUCCAACUAGCGCUACACUACAAGAAUCUAGAUCGUUCACAACGCGAGCACAUAUGGACGAAUUUCAUCGACCGACUCAAAGAUCUCGGCGAGGAGUUUGAUGACACUGGAAUCAGGAAUAAGAUCAAGCAUCUUGCCAAGUAUGAAAUGAAUGGCCGACAAAUUCGAAACGCUAUAACGACGGCAAGGCAGCUCGCACUAUUCCGCAAAGAGGAUUUGAACAUGGACCACCUGGAGCAUUCGAUCAAGGUGUCUGGCAAAUUCGACAAGUAUCUAGAGGAGGUUCACAAUCAAAUAAAAGACGAUGAUAUGGCGCGUGAAGAAGGAUGGAGAUAA